UAAAGGCAAAAUAACUGAAAUAAUAAGAGCACAAGUAGAUCUGGAACUUCUUUAAGUCUGUCUAAAUAUCAUGUAGUAAUUGCAAUGUCUUCUGGUCCAUAUCCUUUCCUAGGUGUGCUAGACACUGAUUAAUGUAACAUAAAAAUACUACAUAUUUAUAUAGCUUUUGUAUUGUGGGUGACACUUUCAAAAACGUUUCUAUGCUCCUCUGAUUAUAUAAUGGUAAAUAUUACAAUAUAAUAGCACAACAACAGUGAUCAGCAAUAAUGAUAAGCCUAAUACUCACAACAAAAAUAAUAAGGUCAUAUAGAUCAUAACACAGUUUCGGAGGUAAGAAGUGGAUUAUCCUUCACCUGAAAUGUUUGUCUUUUCAUCCUGAAAUGUGAGGCAAAUGUUGGAUCACAAACAUUAGGAACCACAGUUUCCACAAAUCCCUUCACUCGAUUGGGAUGUUCUCUUUUAUUCUGGACAGCAAGGGCAGUGACUGUAACAUCGAGCGUAUUUUGCAGCAUUAAACACGUAAUUAUACCGAUUUCAUCAGGCUCUGAAAAUUCUUCAAAAAGAACACAAAGAUUGGUCUUCUCAGCUGCCAUAGUUGCAACUCUUGCGUCAUUAGAACAGGGUGUUCAACGCACCACCGUUUCCGUUUAAUAAACGUUUUGCACCGUUGUUUCGGGGCAUGUUCAUCCUUUGAUUCCUCCUCCUCCUUUCCCUUCCUUGCAUCAUUCCCUCGUAUCUAAUGGGGUGGAGCUAAGACACGAGGAAAGGGAAGGAUGAUACACAAAUAAGAAUUGAGAAGAACCCCCAGUCCUCGCCUGUGUGCCGAACUGCGUCCCGGUUGACAUGCUCCCUACUCCCUGAGCAGGGGAAUUCCGUUGAAGUUUACUUGGGGACUGGGGGGACUGGACUGGACUGCGAGGACUGGGGUUUGGGAAACUUUCCCAGAAAAUGAGUUGGCAACACUGAUACUUUGGAGGACGCCUAGACAGUACGUUUUCCUUUACGAGACGAGACGAGAGGAAACGACAAGAAGGCGCGGUUGGCUGUCCACACAAAGCAAAAAAAGGUGAUUCCGAACAUGAGAACUGAAGAGAAUUGCCAGCAGAUGGACUAUUUUUGAGAGUUUGAAGAUUUGUCUGGGAAUGUACAGCUGCUGUUAACAAAACAUAAUUUGUUGUUGUCAGCAUGGCAGUCUACAAAAUCUCAUCUGGAAAUCUCAUGAGGUGGUGUUUUUUCAAUCUGCUGCAUGUGUUUCUAUUAGCAAAUGAAGUGUGUUUGCAGGAGAGUGUUGUGGGUUUUAUUGGAGGAUCUGCUGUUGUACCUUGUUCUUCUAAAAAGCCUCCACUUGCAACUGAAGGCAUAGACGUGCGCUGGAGACACAAGUAUGACCUGAGCGUGUAUGACAUUGUUAAGGGUAAAGUCUUUGUGGAAGGACAGGAUCCACAGUACAAGAACAGAGCUGAAAGCUUCCCUGAGGAGUAUCUGAGAGGAAACUUCUCCAUCAAACUCAACAACCUUCAACUCACCGAUGCAGGAAAAUACAAGUGCUACAUCAUGAUGGAGGAAUCAGUAAUCUGUGUUGAGCUUUUAAUUGAAAAGAGACCAGAAAGACAACUCCCCGGUGAAGGAACAAAACCAAGACCAGAGAUGAUUGUAAUGAUCAUUUCCAUUCUAUGCAUUGGCAUUAUAUUUUCAUUGACUAACUCUGCCACAGUGUCUUUCUAAGGAGUUUUUGUCAUCGUUCACUUCCCAGUUCCUACGACUCGACGUCAUCUGCACUUCUGCGCAGUGGUGCAAAUACCAGCAUGCACUGAAAAUGUAAAAGCUCUCUCUAUUGUAAAGGACCUACUGUGAUGGAGGUAGAAGCCAGUGAUGAGUGCUUGUGUUACAGUAUUGUGAGGUAUACAAAAGCCUGUGAAAAUGUUUUAAUGUGAACCAAUCCCAGGCCUCAUGUGAUAUGCUGUAAAAAGUACAACUUGUAUGUUUCAUUACAAUCGCUAGGACCCAUUUCUUAAUACUUAAGGCACUUUUUCAAAACUCUCCACCAUUUCUCCUAAUAAACAAUUUCAGCUUGGCACAGCAGCUAAUUUCACAUUCAAAUGCACUGAAACUAUGAAAACACUUCUUGUCUUAAAUCAAAUCUUUCUUCCAAAACACUAGCAACGAUCGUCACCCUCGAAUAAAAUAAGGAUCUAAAAACACUAACAACUGGUAGUAUUAUACAAAAUUUUCUUUUGUAACAUUUAUUUAUUGCUGUUUUAUUCAGUUUUCUAUUAUGUUAGGCUUUGAACUCAAGUUUUGAAAAUAAUAUGCGAAUGAGGAAGUUGGCCUGUGGGUUUUUGUCUGAGGAAGAAAGGAAUUCAUGCAAUUUGAAAGAUGUAGUCACUGAAUGCUUUUUGUGCCAAAGCAAUGAUAAAUAAUGCGCUCACUGUGUGAAGAAUUUUGAAAAAGUGACAUAUGUAUUGAGAAAUUGGUCCUAAAUAUUGUAAAAAAAAAAAAAAAAAUAUGUAUGUAAUGUGACCUUAGCAACAUACUGUACUGAUAAUCACCCUAAUAAUACAGGCGCUAAAAUAGAAAUCCACAUGAUUCAGAGUUCAUCAUAAAUGGACUUUCCAGAAACCAGUGCCAGAACUCCUAUAUAGAUGAACGUUACAUCACUCUAAAACAGAAAACAUGUAAUGUGCAUGUACAUUUAUUCAGUUAGCAGAUGCUUUUAUUUGCAAUACAACAAGAGAUUCAUCAUAAAGAGGCAAAUUGGGAAGAUCAUUCCACCGGCAAGGAACAGUGAAUGUAAAUGUUCUGGAAAGUGAUUUUGUGCUUCUCUGUGAUGGUACUAUGAGGAUUCGAUUAUUUACAUAUAUUAGGUUUCAGGAGGGAAUAUGGGCUCGUGAGAGUGAGUAGAAGUAGAAGGUAUGCUGUAUACUGAAUCUGUAUACAAGCAUUAAUGUUGUGAACAUGUUGCGAGUCGCAACAAGAGUGUAUAGAGAUAAAGAGAGGUGUGCCCUGGGGCUCAUUGAACUGAACUAUCCUGCCAAACCGUUUAAUAUAAUCUUAUCUCUUUACCUUUAUAUAUAUAUAUUUAGCUACUUUUAUAUUACUUAUCUUUCUAUAUUUUCUUUGUAUUCAUAUAGAAAUUUAUAUCUAUGCUAUUCUGUCUUCACAAACAAGUUAGAGAUAAAAAAAACAUCUCCAUUUGUCAUUUCUCUCUAUCUUUCUGCUGGCAGAAGAAUGAGUGUUUUGGAUAUAUCACAAUUAUGAUACAAAAGACUUAGGUUUGGUGAGACUUUAUCUAGGAGUAUUAAACUAAGUUUUAUGGUACUUUGCAUGUAUUAUAGUAAAAUUAUAUAUAUAUUUUGAUACUAAGCCAUUUAUUAUAAUUAACUUAGUUAACUAGCUUUUACAGUAGUAACAAACUAAUAAGUGUAUUGCUGUUGUGAUCACGAGUUUCAGGCUGAAUCUGGAUUUCUGUCUGCAAUGCUCAGGAAACAACAUACGCAUUUAGUAUUUUUCUCAGUAUUAUCUCAUCAAUCUCUACUCAUUUAUUUAUUUUUUCUUGAAUGUGUAUGUGAUCGAGAAGUGGUGUCCAAUCACCAGUUUUACUGGUGUUUUCAUGGUGUUAUUCGUUCUAUAAAAUGUGUAUGUAAUUUUAUAUUUCCUGUUUUUAGCAGAGUGGGCGUCUGUAGAGGGAGCACUCAUGUUAGCUAUAUGGAAAUGUUUUUGCACUACACACAAAACAAAUGUUUCAACAUACGUGAGUAAGACUCUCUCUUCACUUGGGUCACAAUCACUGUGCAGUGUUAACACUUCUGUUCUGUACCUCGCUUAUAAAGAGUGACAAAGCUGUGGGCUUUGUGCAAUGUGAUUUUAAAUGUGUUUAAAGUUGUGAUUCAUGCUUAUUUUGUAAGAUGCGUUAUUGCAUUUUUGAUUUAUGCUUUUUAACCAACUGUUUGCUAUUCUGCUAUUAUAUAUAUUCUGUGCAUAUAUAUAUAUAUACUGUAUAUUUACAUUUUGGUUUUAUAAGCGUGCAUUUCCAACAGUGUUUUCCAUCAGUUUAGCAUUGCUUUCCAAAAAAAUCCGUCAUUCAUUCAUUCCAAAGGGAUUAAAGAGAAUUGAAUUUUAAAUUUUGUGCCUAAUGUAGAGUUUUGCAAAAAGUGUGAUAUCAAAUAUUAAGGAAGAACUGUGCCUAAAAUAUUGCAGACUUUGAUUUGGUAGAUGAGUUUCAGGUUUUGCUGAUGAAUCAGGAAAAAAUUUAACACUGUAGCCUAUAUAUAUUUUUGUUGGGACUGUUAUUGAUUGGAGUCGAAGAGGCCUGUUUUAUAAAGUGGUCUCUUAGUUUCUCCAAGUGGUCUUUGGUAUGGCACCUUGACUUUUUACUUAUUAGUAUAAAAUUGUGUACAAAUACUAUUCAACUUGUUGUAAUCGGUAUAAUUGUAUCAAACUAAAUAAACUUAAUAUAUCUCCA
Molecule: messenger RNA, 4462 nt
Organism: Onychostoma macrolepis
Lineage: Eukaryota; Metazoa; Chordata; Actinopteri; Cypriniformes; Cyprinidae
Product: CD276 antigen homolog
Exons: 6
Coding region: 1186-1725 (179 amino acids)
Biological process (GO): cellular response to lipopolysaccharide; T cell costimulation; negative regulation of T cell proliferation
Cellular component (GO): external side of plasma membrane
Source: RefSeq, a predicted model, not a curated record